AUGGACUCGCACAAGGGGGGCAGCAGCGGGAGGCGGGGGCGAGAUGUCAAGAGGUGGCUCUCCGAGCUGCGCGGCAAGGACAUGCCGGACAAUUACUCCUGGUCCUACAAAAGGAAGUACAAGGCCGGGUACGUGUGGCAGGACCUGAAGGACGACGACCUCAUCACGCCCGUCUCCGACAACGAGUACGUGCUCAAGGGCUGCGACGUCCGGGGAACACCUCCUCCCUGCGUCCAAGCGCCAAGAAGGACUUCUUCCUUAGGCGAGAAGAAACGCAAGGAGGAAGAGGAAGACGUGACGCCGUGCAACGACGAUCAGAACGGCCCCGUGGAGGUGGUACUGACGACACCUGACUCCAACGAGAGCUCCCCGAAGCCGCCGCCGCCUGCGGACCAGGACUCGCCCGGAGGCUGCGAGUCGGCGCGCCGCAGCACGGCCCCGUUCAAGAACCACCAGCGGCAAAAACACGAGGACAAGGAGGAGGAGGACGAAGGAGAAGCGGCAGCCGAGAAGACCGACACCAAGGCUGCGGCGGUAGAGGAGCAGCCGCAGGGAGAGGGAGCGGCGGGGGGCGUCAGGGGCCACGCGCACGCGGUGGGGAAGCAGGCGCGGAGGAUGCGCGUGGCGCGGGCGCUCCACAACAUGCUGACGUGCGCGCGCGCCGACGCCGACGACGCCGCGCUCCGCCCCCUGGCGGCGCGGCGGCAGGACGGCGGCGGCGGCGACUCGCCCACGCUGACGUGCCCCGGCAUGGAAGGCUGCGGCCUACGCCGGAACCGGAAGGCGGCGAGGCCGCCGAAGGGCGGCAAGGAGAAGCAGCAGCGCAAGCGAGACGGCGAGAAGAAGCACGACUCAAACAAGCCGGCCACCCUGCCGCGUUGCUCGCAGUGCGGGAAGGAGUUCAAGCCGCAGGAGCUGCACUCGCACAUGCAGUCGUGCCGGGGCUUCAAGGAGCGGAUGAGGAGCAGCACCAGCGCCCGGCCCAGCACCGACAGGAGGCGCAACUGGCCGACCGCCGGUCACUACUCCUCGGAGUCGGAGCGGCCGUCCUCAGCCUCCGCCGUCUUCCUGCUCACGGAAUCCUGA
Miscanthus lutarioriparius is the source of this 1086-nucleotide messenger RNA. NCBI's taxonomy places the organism in Eukaryota, Viridiplantae, Streptophyta, Magnoliopsida, Poales, Poaceae. The record is from the annotation of a GenBank genome assembly.